Messenger RNA from Heterotrigona itama, 912 nucleotides. The record is from the annotation of a GenBank genome assembly. NCBI's taxonomy places the organism in Eukaryota, Metazoa, Arthropoda, Insecta, Hymenoptera, Apidae.
AUGACCUUCAACAGCAAAGACAUUGGACAAGGAUACAAUAGUUUGGCUCUUAUGCACAAGGAUACAAUAGUUAUCGGACUUUGUUUUUUAAUAACAUUGAUGACACAACAUAUUUGCGCACAUCCACAACGAGAUUACUCGAGUGAAAGAAGUGCUGAAAGAAUUACAAGCCUCGAGAAUGUGAAUCGAUUGAAUAUACCUAUUGACCAUAAGGUCACAAAUACACGAAGAAGAGGGAUGCUUGCAAAUCCUCCAGCACGUAAUUGGCAAUUAAACGACAAGAUUAUAUUUCCUGAUGAAGGAAGCGUCAGCAGACGUGUGCCUGUUUGCAAAGGCUCUACUUACUGCGAAACAGUCGAUUCUUAUCCCGAAGAUGUAGUGAACAGAGCGCUUCAAAAAAACGAUAGUAUCAGAUACCUAGCUGGUAUAGAUGUAGUAAGUAUGCAGUAUUUCUUUCAAAGAUUGAAAAAAGUUUCCUCGAGUCUAACGGACUUUGCACAUUUUCAGGUAGAUAUAGGGGAAAGGAUUGAAACAUCGGACGAUACAAUACCUCUCUGCGUAUCAACUGAGCAAGUAAUAUAUCCUCAAUCGGGGGAGAACAAGAACAAGGAAUGGAAAUUUAUCGCGAAUCAAGAAAAUUUCAAACAGGGUGUACGGGUUGAGAAGUGUAGAACGAACGGUGCCAGCUGCAGCGUGAUAGGUGAAAUUGCUGCAGGUUACAAAACAGUUUGUAAGCAGAAAUACAUUUAUAGAGAAUUGGCAUCCGUAUUGGAAGACGGUAGCAUUGUUCCAGAUAGUUUCCGAUUUCCAUCGAGUUGUUGCUGUCAUGCGUUCUUCACCGGAAAUCCGUUUACAAGGAUGGGUUUAGGGAUUCCAUUUACAUCUACGAAAAGACCAACUGAAAAGAAAUAA